CUCUCUCUCUACAAAGAAAAAAAUAAAAAUGGAAAUUUCUCUGGACAAAGUUGCCACCUCCGUUCUUUUCGUUAUAAUGACAACGUUGUCAUACAUGAUUCUGAAUUGGGUGUGGUUAAGACCAAAAUAUUUAGAGAGGUGCUUGAGAAAGCAAGGUCUUGUAGGCAAUUCCUAUAGACUUUUCUUCGGGGACACGAAGGAUGGCUCUAUGAUGAUAAAGCAAGCUUGUUCUAAACCCAUAGAACUCUCUGAUGAUAUUGUGCCACGUGUUCUCCCCUUUGAACAUCACACAGUGAAGCAUUAUGGCAAGAAUUCUUUUACAUGGCUUGGCCCAAGACCCCGUAUUAACAUUAUGAGCCCUGAACAAAUCAAAGAUGUUUUCACCAAGAUGGGUGACUUUCAGAAGCCCAAAACAAAUCCAAUUACUAGAUUGCUUGCAAUGGGAAUAAUAAACUACGAGGGUGAGAAAUGGGCUAAACACAGAAAGAUUAUCAACCCUGCUUUCCAUUUAGAGAAGUUGAAGCUUAUGUUACCUGCAUUUUAUCAAAGUUGCAUUGAUAUGAUUAGCCAAUGGGAGAGGUUGACCUCUGAAAAUGGAUCCUGUGAGUUAGACAUAUGGCCUUAUCUUGAAAACAUGUCAAGCGAUGUGAUUUCAAGAACAGCAUUUGGAAGUAGCUAUAAAGAAGGAAGAAGAAUAUUUGAACUUCAAAAAGAGCAAGCACAACUCUUUGUAAAAGUAUCACAAUCUGUAUACUUUCCUGGACUAAGGUUUUUACCGACUAAGACACACAGGAGGAUGAAGGAAAUUGCAAGAGAAGUACAAGACUUACUAAUGGGAAUCAUUAACAAAAGGGAGAAGGCAUGCAAUGGCAGAAAUGACGACUUAUUAGGCAUACUAAUGGAAUCAAAUUCUAGAGAGAUUAAGGAAUUUGGUAAUAAGAAGAGUGCCGGAAUGAGUAUUAAGGAUGUAAUUGAGGAAUGUAAGCUUUUCUACCUUGCUGGGGAAGAGACAACCUCAGUUUUACUUGUUUGGACAAUGGUUUUGUUGAGUAAGUAUCCAAAUUGGCAAGCUCGUGCAAGAGAAGAGGUUUUGCAAGUCUUUGGUAAGAACAAACCUGACUUUGAUGGGUUAAAUCGCCUUAAAAUUGUAACCAUGAUAUUCAAUGAGACUCUAAGGUUGUACCCACCAGCAGCUUUACUACCUCGAAGGGUUCACAAGGAAACCAAGCUAGGAAAUAUGAUUAUACCAGCUGGAGUGGAGAUUGCUCUACCAAUAAUCCUAGUCCACCAUGAUUAUGAACUGUGGGGUGAGAAUGCAAAACAGUUUAACCCGGAGAGAUUUUCAGAAGGCAUUUCAAAGGCAACAAAGGGCCAAGCAUCAUUCAUCCCAUUUGGUGGGGGUCCGAGGAUAUGUGUUGGUCAAAACUUUGCUCUAGUAGAGACCAAGAUGGCUUUGUCACUCAUUUUGCAGAACUUCUCAUUUGAGAUGUCCUCAUCCUAUGUUCAUGCUCCUUGCUCAAUCAUAACUCUUCAACCUCAAUUUGGCGCUCACGUUAUAUUACAUAAGAUAUAGUACCACAAAGUUGUUCCAAUUAAGCAUGAUCUAUCACCAUCGUGCCCCAUGGCUUAUUUGGUGUUCUAUUUAUUAUUUAGUGAUUAAAAUCUCAUUUACUAAAGAACAAGAAAGAACAUAUUAUGAUUUCCACUCUAUUAUAUUAUGUUUGUGUUUCUACAUC
Molecule: messenger RNA, 1736 nt
Organism: Quercus lobata
Lineage: Eukaryota; Viridiplantae; Streptophyta; Magnoliopsida; Fagales; Fagaceae
Product: cytochrome P450 CYP72A219-like
Exons: 5
Coding region: 29-1573 (514 amino acids)
Molecular function (GO): monooxygenase activity; iron ion binding; oxidoreductase activity, acting on paired donors, with incorporation or reduction of molecular oxygen
Source: RefSeq, a predicted model, not a curated record